Messenger RNA from Drosophila teissieri, 3227 nucleotides. It is a transcript of the gene GLS, whose product is annotated as glutaminase liver isoform, mitochondrial. The coding region runs from base 176 to 2587 and encodes 803 amino acids. Lineage: Eukaryota; Metazoa; Arthropoda; Insecta; Diptera; Drosophilidae. The record is from RefSeq and is a predicted model, not a curated record. The transcript has 6 exons. Gene Ontology annotation, molecular function: glutaminase activity; protein binding. Gene Ontology annotation, biological process: L-glutamine catabolic process.
GCAGACAACGGAGCGGAUACGCAACUUGAACGUGAACGUGAACGCAUUGCCCGCAAGACAAGACACCAAGUACGAGCAUUAAGGUUUACCCCCUGUUAGGCAGCCGAUAAUCCGGGAAUCAGAGAGACGUCGUCGUUAUUAGGGCAACCAAUUAGCCAAGUCAGUGAUUGUGAUAAUGCUUAAAGGUGUUCCCACGCUAGCCGGUCGAAACCUUCGUCUUCUGACGACCCAGGCACAGGUGCUGGUCCAUCAGCGCGCCAAGGCGUCCGCCGCCGAGCCCGUCGAGGAAUUCGACCAGGAGACGGAUCUCUUGAAGCGCGCCAAGUUCGGACACACGGGCAAGCAUCUGCAGCAGAAAAUAAUCAAUGAGAAAAAACUGCGCGCUCCACCGCUUAUGAACUUGGUGUUUGCCAAUCGAAAGUUGUCCUUCUACGAUACCAGUUCCACGCCAAAGACCAAAGAGGAUAAUGCCAAGCUCAGUCAGAGACGCCACUAUUCGAUGCGGCCCCAUCGCGAGCAGGAGCAGCGAAAUGCGGAGGAUGUGCUAUUCGACAUGUUCGCCAGCGAGGAGACGGGCCUCAUCUCCAUGGGCAAGUUCCUGGCCGGGCUCAAGACCACCGGCAUACGCAGGAACGAUCCGCGAGUGCGCGAACUGAUGGACAACUUGAAGAAGGUGCACAAGCUGAACAACUACGAGACGGGCUCCUCCGCGGAAACGCAGCAUCUCAAUCGGGAGACCUUCAAGGCUGUGGUGGCCCCCAAUAUUGUGCUGAUUGCCAAGGCCUUCCGGCAGCAGUUCGUGAUCCCCGACUUUACGAGCUUCGUCAAGGACAUCGAGGACAUCUACAAUCGCUGCAAGAGCAACACCCUGGGCAAGUUGGCCGACUACAUUCCGCAGCUGGCUCGCUACAAUCCCGACUCCUGGGGCCUGAGCAUCUGCACCAUUGAUGGGCAGCGCUUCUCCAUCGGCGACGUGGACGUGCCCUUCACACUCCAGAGUUGCAGCAAGCCACUGACCUACGCCAUUGCCCUGGAGAAGCUGGGCCCCAAGGUGGUGCACUCGUAUGUGGGCCAGGAGCCCAGCGGCAGGAUCUUCAACGACCUCGUCCUGGAUCAGAACAAAAAGCCGCACAAUCCGAUGAUCAACGCUGGGGCCAUCCUGACCUGCUCGCUGAUGAACGCCUUGGUGAAGCCGGACAUGACCUCCGCUGAGAUCUUCGACUACACCAUGUCCUGGUUCAAGCGGCUGUCCGGCGGAGAGUACAUCGGCUUCAAUAACGCCGUUUUCCUGUCCGAACGGGAAGCUGCCGAUAGGAACUACGCGCUGGGCUUCUACAUGCGGGAGAACAAGUGCUUCCCCAAGCGCACCAAUCUUAAGGAGGUGAUGGACUUCUACUUCCAGUGCUGCUCCAUGGAGACCAACUGCGAGGCCAUGUCCGUGAUCGCCGCCAGUUUGGCCAACGGUGGCAUCUGUCCCACCACCGAGGAGAAGGUGUUCCGGCCGGAGGUCAUCCGGGAUGUGCUCUCGAUCAUGCACUCCUGCGGCACGUACGACUACUCCGGGCAGUUCGCCUUCAAGGUGGGUCUGCCAGCCAAGUCCGGAGUCAGUGGCGGCAUGAUGCUAGUCAUCCCCAACGUAAUGGGCAUCUUCGCCUGGUCCCCGCCCUUGGAUCACUUGGGCAAUACAGUGAGAGGACUACAGUUUUGCGAGGAGCUGGUCUCCAUGUUCAACUUCCAUCGCUACGACAACCUGAAGCAUCUGUCCAACAAAAAGGAUCCCAGGAAGCACCGCUACGAGACCAAGGGCCUGUCCAUCGUGAAUCUGCUCUUCUCAGCUGCCAGCGGAGAUGUGACGGCCUUGCGCCGCCAUCGUCUCUCCGGAAUGGACAUCACCCUGGCCGACUACGAUGGUCGCACUGCCCUCCACUUGGCUGCCUCCGAGGGACACUUGGAGUGCGUCAAGUUCCUGCUGGAGCAGUGCCAUGUACCCCACAACCCCAAGGAUCGUUGGGGCAAUCUGCCCGUGGAUGAGGCCGAGAACUUUGGCCACAGCCACGUGGUGGAGUUCCUGCGCUCCUGGGCCGAGAAGGUUGAUCUGUCCAACGAGGAGUGCAACCCCGAGGCGGUGACCAGCAAGACACAAGCGGAUGAGGUCAGUUCAAGUUCAAGUCCGUGUUCAAGUCCGAGUCCAAGUUCAAGUCCAGGUUCAAGUCCAAGUUCAAGUCCGUGUUUAAGUCCAGGUUCAAGUCCAGGUUCAAGUUCAAGUCGAAGUCCAAGUUCAAGUCCCUGUUUAAGUCCAGGUUCAAGUCCGUGUUCAAGUCCAGGUUCAAGUUUGAAGACGGGAAACCUCUUGGGGCAAAAUCAAAGCAUUCCAAAUGACAACUUAAAGCUGAACUCCAAUCUCACCUUCCAGGAAAUCUGCAGCACCAGCGACCUGGAGACCAGUCCGACCACCAGUCCCAUUCCCACGCCUGUGGAAUCCGGAUCCAGGGCAGGAUCAGGACGAUCCAGCCCGGUGCCAUCGGAUGCGGGCAGUACGGCGAGCGUCGGAAGCAGCAUCGAUGACAAAACCAAGCCGGGACUAUAAGCGCACAGAGAUCCGGGAUCCCAGCAGAAUCUCUCUGACUAAAUUAUUCGCACAACCUUUUAGUUUAUAUAUGAUGUAUUAGAUUAAAGUUAAGAGUACCCGAGAUACCAUCAGUUCACGCUGGCCGGUUAGUCCUAUAUAAUUUGUAGUAGUCAUCCCAUCGUGCAAGUCGUCGUCCUUCGCGGCGGAUCCACUGCACGAGCGGCAUUUGUACUUGUACUUGGUAGUGCUUAGAUAGCCACAAAAAUUCCAUGUUAUCCUACGAAACAAUGACAAUAAUCCUUACGGAUAUCUUAACUAACCCACGCAAUUUGGGUCUGUGACCCGCGUAAAUGUAUUGCAUUCGUACUUGUCAAUUGAUAUUUGUAUGCUUUUGAAUGUGUAUUAAUAAUCCCGUUUAUAAAGAUCAAUAUAUGUCUGUUUAGAUAUACCUGAUAGCGAUUGAAUAUAUACACGUUUAGCUGAAAAUACACAAAUAUUUGAAUAUCGUUACUUAAUGGGUCUUUUAAGGUGGCAGACUAUACUAUACACGAUGUUCAAUGGUUAAAUCCUUUUACCCAAACUUUUAAAAUUUGUAAUAAAAGACGUGUAACUACAAAUUUCUAAUAAACAAUGGCAAUUAUACUUUUUAAAUCACUAA